GGACGGGGUGGCGUACUUGUACGUCGCGGACGGCGACGCGGCCAGCCUGGCCGAGCCCUGCGACAGGAGGCAGACCUUCGAGAGCGGGUCCAUCGCGAAUCUGCCCGCGGGCGGCGCGCCGCCCGAGCGGGGAUCGCUGGCCAGCCUGGCGUGGGGCGACCCGCCGGCCGAGGACCCGAGCGGGGGUGCGUCCGGCAGGGAGCCGCACGAGCUCGGGCCAGUUUCGCGGGCCGCGCUCCGCGGGAUGCGCCUGCGCGAGCUGAACUCCAUGUCGUGGAGCCCCGGCUGGAGCUCGCGGGACGCGCUCAGGGCCGCCGCCCUCUCCGGCGAGCGCGCCCGCGACAACAACGCCGCCUCGUGGAGCUCGCGGGGCUCGGCCGCGCUCAACCUGUGCGAGGUCAACGCCGCCUCGUGGGGCUCGCGGGCAUCCGGCUCGCUUCCGCACUGGAUGGCCGCCGACCGCGCGGCAUCGGCGCGGUCCCUGGGCCCGCGGGCCACCACAGACGAAGCCCGCGGAGGAGGAGGGCUGCAGUGGCAGUCCGCGGUGGAGGAGGAGGAGGAGGAGCUGGGCGUCAGCCUCUGCGACGUCAACACCGCCAGCUGGGGCUCGGCGGGCUCGCACCGGCCCUGGCCCUCGCUGUUCAGCGCCGCCCGGGGCCCGCCCUCGGGCACGCACCGCAGCGUCCAGGAGGUGAUGGACGACCUGGCUCUCUCGAGCCCGGCGUUCGGCAGGGCGCCCGGCAGGGACCUCCCCGCCAGGCGUCCAGCGGGGCCCAGGCAGCCCGAGAGGGGGUCGCUGGCGAGCCUGGCGUGGGGCGACCUGCCCGUCGAGGACGGCGCCCCGCAGCCGGACCCCUGCGAGGACCCGGCGCCUGGCCGGGACUUCCCCUCCCCUCCCGGGCAGCACCCGCGGGAACCGCGGGGCGCGUGCGAGCCGCGGGAGCUGGGUGGUCCUCUGCAGCCAUUGCACGAGAUGCACCUGCGCGAGCUGAACUCUGUGUCCUGGAGCCCGGGCUGGAGCUCGCGGGACUGGCACAGGGCUGGUGCCCUCGACGGCGACCUCGCGCGAGACAUCAACGCUGCCUCGUGGAGCUCGCGGGGCUCGGCUGCCCUCAACCUGUGCGAGGUCAACACGGCUUCCUGGAGUUCACGAGUCUCCAACUCGCUUCCGCACUGGAUGGUCCCCGACCGUGCCGCGCUCGCACGGUCGAGCCCGAGGGCCACCGCAGUGGACGCCCGCCCGUCCUCGGUGGAGGAGGAGGCGGACCCCGCCGGGGUGCUGUGGGAGAUCAACACCGCCAGCUGGGGUUCCGCAGGGUCCCACAGGGCCUGGUUCUCUUCGCCCGCGGCCCAGCUGGCCG
Molecule: messenger RNA, 1361 nt
Organism: Prorocentrum cordatum
Lineage: Eukaryota; Dinophyceae; Prorocentrales; Prorocentraceae
Source: the annotation of a GenBank genome assembly